Blastomyces gilchristii SLH14081 is the source of this 1316-nucleotide messenger RNA. Its product is annotated as hemolysin-III channel protein Izh2. NCBI's taxonomy places the organism in Eukaryota, Fungi, Ascomycota, Eurotiomycetes, Onygenales, Ajellomycetaceae. The record is from RefSeq and is a predicted model, not a curated record. Gene Ontology annotation, cellular component: membrane. Bases 87 to 1118 code for a protein of 343 amino acids. The transcript has a single exon. Gene Ontology annotation, molecular function: signaling receptor activity.
GGGGAAGCUUCGAACCACCCGCAUGUUUGUCAUGUUUGCACAACGCCCCGGCCAACUUAGUUAACUUCAACCUUAUCAACUUCGAAAUGUUUUUUGUUCUCAAGACUACUUCCAUUCGAUUGAAUCGCAACGGUAGCAGCAUGUCGCUGUACCAGCGGGCAAAAAAAAAUUCCUGCCAGAGGGAAGGCCAUGGGCGUCUUUCCCGCUUCUCAGCAAACGAGUCUGUGGUAGAGAAAGCGACGGAUACAGCCACCGAGAUAGCAUCCAAGAUACGACGGACGGUCCAUUGGGAUGAAUUGGAAAGUUGGCAACGAGAUAACCAUCUCAUCCACACGGGAUACCGGCCGGCAUCCGGUUCUUUUACCGUGUCCUUUCGUUCACUGGGAUAUGUGCAUAACGAAACUGUGAAUAUCUACACCCACCUGCUACCAGCCUUAUCAGCAAUACCACUCGCCUUCUACCUCUACAAAGCCAUUUCCACCAGAUAUGAUAGCGCUACGCAUGGCGACGUGCUCGCGUUCGGCUGCUUCUUCGCCGGGGCCGCUUUCUGCCUUGGUAUGAGCUCCAUCUACCACACGAUAUCCAAUCAUUCUCCCGCGGUGGCGCGCAUCGGGAACGCGAUGGACUACAUUGGCAUCGUUGCCUUGAUCACAGGCAGCUUUAUCCCAAGCGUGUAUUAUGGCUUCUACUGCGUGCCCAAAUUCAUGAAAAUGUACUGGACCAUGAUAUUGCUGAUCGGGGCCGGGUGCACUAUCGUCUCGAUCACGCCACGCUUCAGAACCCCUGCCUGGCGGCCGUUUCGUGCUGGCAUGUUCAUUUCCAUGGGGCUCUCCGCGGUCUUCCCUGUGCUACAUGGUAUAUCGAUAUUUGGGGUAGAGCUGAUGUUGAAGCAAAUAGGGCUAUUCUGGCUCGUCCUGCAGGGCGCUUUGUAUAUAAUUGGAGCCACUAUAUAUGCUGCGCGAGUUCCCGAACUAUGGUAUCCUGGCGGGUUCGAUAUCCUAGGAAGCUCGCAUCAGAUAUUUCACAUGUUUGUUGUGAUGGCGGCAGUCGCACACUUGACUGGUCUUCUGCAGGCGUUUGACUAUCGGCAUAGCGGUUUGGCUUUACCGUGUCUGUAAUUUAUAGAAACUCAACUCAUAAUGUACAAUGUAUUUUUAAAUAUUAGACGAUAUCAAGUUUCUUUCUCUGCAAUUAUGGGUUGUAUCUGAAAUUUAGUCGAAUAGCCGGAUUUUUUACUAUUAAAGUUUCAACUAGCAAACUCACGGAAGAUUUAAGUAGGUAACUAGCUCUCGUCGUGAUUGACACCACAUUCUAAU